AAAGCUUUCACCAGAAAAGAUAAAACAAAAGUUGAAAGGGAGAACCAGAGGAAGGAAGGAGACGACCACCACCACAACGCAUCUCAGCUCAGCUCUUCUUUUAAUCCAUGGCAGACAAGGGCCGCCCGUUGCCAAAGUUUGGCGAAUGGGAUGUAAAUGACCCUUCAUCAGCUGAGGGAUUCACUGUUAUCUUCAACAAAGCUAGAAACGAGAAAAAGGGAGGUGGUAAAUCCGACUCACCAGGGAGAGAUGAACCUGGAUAUAAUAAAAACGGGGAGGUUCUUGAGAAACCCGCCAAGAAAUGGUUUUGCUGUAUAAAAUCCACUGGCGCAGAAUAAGUGGACAAGUGUUUGCCUUUGGAAGGUCGUUUAUCUAUAUCUAAAAAUCAUACUGCAUCAAGAAGACUGGAGCUUGUCUGAGAAGCCAUGACAGUCACUUUUGGAUUCUGGUCGGAAAUGUUUGGAGUGGUGUAUUUAGUGACUCCGGUUGUUUUGCAAGGAUGAAUGUAUUUAGAUAACAACAAUAUCGUUUCUAUGUAUUGGUGUGAUGGGUUGUAUUCUUCACUUGUGAGUUAUGACAACAUAAUAUUGCUAUUUCUCU
Capsella rubella is the source of this 600-nucleotide messenger RNA. Its product is annotated as RPM1-interacting protein 4. The coding region runs from base 108 to 338 and encodes 76 amino acids. The transcript is spliced from 3 exons. NCBI's taxonomy places the organism in Eukaryota, Viridiplantae, Streptophyta, Magnoliopsida, Brassicales, Brassicaceae. The record is from RefSeq and is a predicted model, not a curated record.